AUGGGGAAAAUAACCGUAGACGUUAAGGAGCGAUCGCCGGAUGAGUUGGAAGCGCAGGUGAAGAAGCAAGGCGGGGCCAUGGCUGCUCUGAAGCGAGAGGUGGACGAAAUGAGGCGCGCGUUGGCGAAAGGGGCGUUGGAGAUCAUGAGAGCGGGGGAAAAUCACGACGCAGGCAGUGCCGCGGCCGGAAAGGACGCGGACGGCCUCCCAGCGCAGCCGCCGCCGCCGAAGGGCGAGGCGCUUAUGGCCCUGGUGGAGGCCUUGAUCGCGGCGCGGGUGAAGGACGUGCGAGACGAGCUCGAGUCGCAAGUGCGAGGAUUGAAGGAGCAGCUGGAGGGGGCGAAAAGCGAGGCGAGGGACGCGGCGAACGAGGUGAGGGCGAUGGUUAAGCGGCAGGCGGCGGAGAUAACGGACGUGAAGGCGACGGCGGCGCACAUUGACUCGCGGAUGAACGACGUGGAGCUGGCGGCGGCGGAGUGGAAGGACGCGCCGCGGGAGAAGGACGCGCCGCCCGCCGAGCGCAGCGACGCCAGCGAGAGGGAACAUGCGGGCGCGGAGGGGCGCGAGGGGAAGAGGCGGAAGAGGGAGGAGGCGGGGAAGGGGGACGAGAUGGCACAUGCUGCUGGUUCUCCCGAUGCCGCUGCCUGCGGAGGUGCAGUACCGGUGGUCGAAUCUUCAGCUUCUAUUGAAAAGCGGGAUGCAGCGGAUGAUGCGAAAUGGGAGGUUGAUUGCCAAGAGCUGAAGGGCCGGGUGGACGCGAUGGCAUGCCGAGUGGCGAAGCUGGAGAAAACGAGUGGCGAAGGGAAGAUGAUAUGGGAGGCAAUGCUCACGCUGUGGGCGGCAGCUGCACCAGACCAAACUCAAAUGGACCUUUCCGGCAUUACCUGCCUCACCGACGCUGCUCUCACGCACCUCACCUCGUUGCACUCCCUCACCUCCAUCAACCUCCGAGGCUCCUCCGGCUAUACAGCAGCAGGGAUGCGGAAACUCUACUCUCUCAAAGGCCUGCUUCGUUUGGAACUGGGUAUUCCUGUGACCGACUCGGGGAUCAAGCACCUGAGGAAUAUGAAACUGCUCGAGAAGCUGUCGCUGCGGGAUGCGAGCAUCACUGAGUCAGGCAUGAAGUGGCUCAAGGGUCUCAAGUGCCUUCAAAAGGUUGCUACUGAUUCUUACGAGAUUGAAGAAUUGAUCAGGGACAUUCUCCCUGGGGUGAUUGUUACAUCGGGUCCCCUCAAUGCGUAG
Molecule: messenger RNA, 1242 nt
Organism: Closterium sp. Naga37s-1
Lineage: Eukaryota; Viridiplantae; Streptophyta; Zygnematophyceae; Desmidiales; Closteriaceae
Source: the annotation of a GenBank genome assembly